UUUACGCACUUAAGUAAUGAUCAAAGUAUAUUUUGACAUUUGAUUGUGGAUUUUUUUCACUAUUCAUGUUGAUUCAUGUCGCUACUUGUGUGAAUUUGUAAUUCAAUUGUUGCCUUUUGAUCAUCUAUUUUUCAGUUGUAGUUUAGUUGUUCAGUUUAACAAAAUGCUUUUUGCAUCAAGCAGAGAAGAAGCAAAAAAUCAACGAGACCAUAUUCUGAUCGAACUUUAUCACAACAAAGAUGAAACGGGCGACGUGACUUUUAUCGUGGAAUCCAAACGAAUUCGUGCUCACCGAUGUGUAUUGGCGUCAAUCAGUCCAAAAUACAAGGCUCAAUUUUAUGGGCCCCAACCAGACAAAGACGACAUCAUUGUGAAAGAUAUAUCAGCAGAUGAAUUCGAUACAUUCUUGCAGUAUUUCUACGUAGGCGAUGUUGCGCUGACAGCCGAAAACAUCGACAGCAUUUUGAGCUUUUCCAAACAAACACUUGUCGAUGGUUUUGAAAGAGAAUGCGUUUCUUUUCUAACGAAACAAAUAAAGAGAAAGGAAAACUUGUGGCAGUAUUAUCAAUUGAUUACUUUAUAUGAUAUUGAAGAAGUGAAAGACCUCGUUCAUUGCUACAUCGCCGCAAAUAUCAAGGAAAUGUUCAAACAAUGUGAUGACUUUUUUAACUAUUGUGACCGUGCAAUGCUGAAAGAAAUUUUGAAAAUGGACUGUUUGAACUGCAAAGAGUCUGACCUUUUCGAUGCUUGUAUUGUUUGGGCGAAAGCGGAAUGUCGCCUGAAGAAUGUCGAUGCAGAAAAAAUAGAAAACUUACGGGCUGAGUUGGGUGAUGCUGUCGAGGAAAUUCGCUUCCGAUCGAUGACACUCGAAGAAUUCGUUCAAUUGAAUAGUCUGUAUGAUGGAUUUUUCACACCAGAUGAAAUGAAGGAAAUAACAUACAUAAUUGGUAGCUUAAAGAACUUCAAACCGAGCAAAUUCAGUGUGGCGCUUCGAAAUGAAGAGUCACAACUAAGCCGAAUGAGCAUUUCAUUCGAAGAGGCAUCAAGUAUAGCGGUUAAAGGUUCGGCCGUUAAAAAGUAUGUCCCAGUACUUGUACAUUCGGUACUUAAUAAGAAUGGUUGUCUUCAAAAUGUGUCCACACUUCAUCACAACAUUACUGCUAUGAAAGUGUAUGACGAAAUGUCUGUUGAAGAACUGCGUUUCGAGGAUUAUGAAGCAAAUAGAAAAGGACCACAAGGUUUAUUUGAAAAAAACAACGAAAAAUAGGAGAACUUAGCCAUCCGGCCACAAUGCAGCCAUACGCCUAUUUUCGAUGUUAGCAGCCGGCUGGCUGAUUCACAGUAGUCAUCAAUCUACGCAUUAUUCUUUAAAUUUUUAUAUUUUAUUACGUUGAAAGCAGUUGAAAGUAAUUUAUUAAAUUUAUUUAUAAGAAUUAUUAAAGACAACUUGGAUUAAAA
Molecule: messenger RNA, 1458 nt
Organism: Contarinia nasturtii (swede midge)
Lineage: Eukaryota; Metazoa; Arthropoda; Insecta; Diptera; Cecidomyiidae
Product: BTB/POZ domain-containing protein 3-like
Exons: 2
Coding region: 164-1267 (367 amino acids)
Biological process (GO): neurogenesis
Cellular component (GO): cytosol
Molecular function (GO): protein binding
Source: RefSeq, a predicted model, not a curated record